This is a messenger RNA of Eimeria necatrix, 768 nucleotides long. RefSeq lists its product as hypothetical. The record is from RefSeq and is a predicted model, not a curated record. The coding region runs from base 1 to 768 and encodes 255 amino acids. NCBI's taxonomy places the organism in Eukaryota, Apicomplexa, Conoidasida, Eucoccidiorida, Eimeriidae. The transcript has 2 exons.
AUGGAGGGGCUGCAGGCGGCAGCAGCAACAGCAACCACAGCAGCAACUGCAACUGCAGCAGCAGGAGUACCAGGAGCAACAGGGAUAACAGCUGUGGAGUCUUGGCGCCGCAGUAGCGCCCCGUCCCCACAGCAAAAUCCAGUGGGCUACCUCAACCUCGAAAGGUUCGUUUGUUGUUGCUUGAAACAGCUGCAGCAGCAGCAGCAGCAGACACGUCGGGCGGGCUGUUUUCUUUUUGGAUCUUGUCUUAGAAGGGUGACAGAAAGACAGCAACGGCUCCUCCUUGCUCAAAGUUUCGCGUCCUGGCGUUGCCAGUGGCUGGCCGAAGCUGAAGCGGCAAGAGCAGCAGCAGCCGAAACGGCUGCAGCAGCAGUAGCACCGUAUAGUGGCACUACACUGCAUAAAAAAUACAGCACUUUGGUACGUUCUUUUAUGGAAUCAUCUGUCACGAGCAACGGCGGCCUUAGCAGAAGCAGCAGCAGCAGCAGCAGCAGCAGUGUGCGCGGCAAAAGCAAAGAUUCCGUAAAAAGCAGCAUGAUCGGCUCCGACAAUUCUGCUGCACGACGAGCCCCUUGUCGAAGAGCAGCAUUACCAGCAUCAUCCACAUCAAGCACAGGGGAAGUAGCAUCACCAGCGUCAAGCACAGGAGAAGUAGCAGCAGCAGCACCGGCGGCAGCGGCAGCAAACGCUCCUCAUUUAGUUCGUCUCAAGAGAUACAGUUUAGAAGCCGCCAAAAUAUUGGGACUGGAUUUCGCGUCGGAGCCGUAG